Molecule: messenger RNA, 656 nt
Organism: Raphanus sativus (radish)
Lineage: Eukaryota; Viridiplantae; Streptophyta; Magnoliopsida; Brassicales; Brassicaceae
Exons: 3
Coding region: 220-429 (69 amino acids)
Source: RefSeq, a predicted model, not a curated record
CAGAAAUCAAGUUUAAGCAGUAGGCCCAAUAAAGCUUUUAUCUCUAGCCCAAUAUCAAUUUCUAAGAGCAAAUCGCCGGUUUCAUAGACCUCCGCAUCAAACCCCAAUCCCGAAUACCCAAAUGCUUAACUGAGUCAACUCGACUGCCUCAUAUCCCAAACUGCUUUCGAUAUCGUUUGAAGUUUAUUUCUAAAAAGCCCAAAGACGCUAGUUUUGCCAAUGGCACCAUCACGUAACAUGAUUGUAGCCACGGGCCUGGUUGUUUUCGCAUCUGCAGGCUUAGCUUUCCCCUUUUACAUGGCAUCGUCAAAGAAACCGGUGAUUGAUUCAACCAAACCGCUACCUCCCCAAGCAACUUUUAGAGGACCUUACAUUAACACCGGUUCUCGCGAUGUUGGGCCUGACCAUCGAACUUACCCUAAGAAAUAAUAUCACCAUCGAGUCAGAACCCACACAAACUGUAAACAUGAGCUGUCCCGUUGGUUAUAUCUCUUUAGUAGGAGUUUGUGAUACAGUCCAUUAUGUUUCAUUCAUGUAACGCUGAUGAAUACAACCUGUCCAAUCUAUCCAUUGAAAUGGUUAUGAUUAAUAGCUUGAGAAUUUGAUUUUUAUUUUGUUAUAAUGUCAUAAGAAUGCAAUAAGAAUCAGGUUUACCA